GUCGUCCUACGUUCGUUUCGAAUUUUAAAUACCUUCAUCUUCCGCCAUGCCAUUUCGCUAAUUCUCGAUUACUGACCCAACUUCCCAAUUUUGAAUGUCCUGUCUACCAUUUUUGGCCCUUUCUUGGGAAGAGUCAUCAUAGUCAAAGUUCUUUUUGGUCUCAUGCAGAACUCUCCAAGAUUUUAUUGCCAUCCAAGUUACUUGUAGCUAAAAUGCUGCUACCCAUACUUACAAUAGCCUUGUUGGCAUCACUCGCCUCCGUGAGAGGUUCCUCUGUUCAGAUGGACCUUCAGAUGAACGCUGGUUGUGGCUUUCACCUUACCACAACAGGCGGAUAUAAUGGCUCAGUGGGACAGCUAGGUAAUGGUCAAGUCAGGGCUGGGAGCGAUUUGUCGCCGUCUCUGUUCACUUGGUUUGGGGACGCCUUCGCUGACCAGCAGGGUAGAGGCUGCUGGUGGACUCCUCCUACCUCUGUCCUCCAGUGUGACUGGAACCAGCAACCAGCCCACGGUUUCGCAAUCGGGUGUAACGGUGGCGUUUCGUACAGAGAUCAGACUGCAUUCUACGAAUGUCACACCGGCGACCGCGACGAAGUCAACUUGUAUUUGCAGCCGAGGGGGGUUGACUGCUUAACAGUUAUGAUACACGCUGAUAGCUGUCGACCUCCAUGUGCUGGAGAAGGCUCUUCAUCACACCUACCCUCACCUAAUCCUACACCAACACCCUCCCAAACCCCAACAAGUCCGACGGGUCAGAACCCCUCAGACACGGGAUCACCUACGACCUCUUCUCCUACACCAAAAAACACUCACCCACCGGGCGAAUGCGACGUAGUCAUCGCCGAAGGCCCCGACGAAAUCAUCUUAAUCGACAGAGCCAACCCCGACAUUGCCUACGGCCCAAAUCCAGACAUGAUCGUGCAGCUCUCCCCAAACGCAUCCACCAUCUUUGUCUUCCGCCUCUCAUCCUCCGACGCAGGCAAAGAAUGCGGUUUCAUCUUCGACCUCCCCUUUCCCUCGCAACCUCUUCCCUACCGUUUAACGGGUUCGGGUUUAGUUAGUUUCGCGGUCUUAGACGGGCCUCAGUUGGAGUCCGGAAAUACGACUUGGAAUGGAACACCGGGCGUCGCGAUGCCGCUUGAGUCCGUGACCCUGAAGCCUGGCAUGCGUAUUGAGCCGGUGAGUUUCCCGUGCCCCAGCGCGGAUACUGAGGUUGCGGUUUUGAUGACGGAUGGACUGGAGUCGGAUGCGUGUUUGGAGUAUGAGCAGUUAGACUCGGGGACGCCGAUGGGGCUUUAUCUUGUGAAGUGCUGAGUGCCAAUGCCAGACUGGGGAAAACGGGGAGUUUGGUUGAGGCUGGGGCUGGAAUAGGGGUAUUAGGAUUUUUGGUCUGGAGGUUUGGUGGAUAUACUACUCCCUCUUCCCCCUUUUUGGAACGAUGUUUUGGAGUUGUAUAUUAGGUUAUACUGAGACAUGCAGAGUCGGCGUGAGGUUAUUAGAACUCA
Annulohypoxylon maeteangense is the source of this 1504-nucleotide messenger RNA. RefSeq lists its product as uncharacterized. The record is from RefSeq and is a predicted model, not a curated record. The transcript has 2 exons. NCBI's taxonomy places the organism in Eukaryota, Fungi, Ascomycota, Sordariomycetes, Xylariales, Hypoxylaceae. The coding region runs from base 213 to 1313 and encodes 366 amino acids.